AAGUGCAGCUGAGUGUGUGUGUGACAUACAUAAGAUCCUCCUGGUCUUCCCUACACCCCCAUACACUCCUCCUCCCCCCACCCCAUUCUGUGUAAAUGAAAAUGCAAGGCUAUAUUUGGAGGGAGCUGAUGUCACAAGUGGUUUGAGCAGAGAGCCUAUAACUGUUGGAGUCGGUUUGUGUGACAGUCUGACAAACUGUGGACUGCUCCAGUGACGGACUGGGAUCUACUGUUGAAAACAGCACAAAGUAAUCCCCCUGCAAUAUGCAUCACCUGAAGGUGUCUGCGCUGCUCAUCAUGCUGCUUGUUUUGCUGCACUGCAUUUCUGCUGCACCAAGCCACAGGUACUUCAAUCCCAGCUCAUCCAGCGAGCAGGAAAGUGCUGUACUAGAGAGUGAAGGCUGGUUAGUCCCAGGGCUCAUCUCCAACCCCUUCCUCAGCCUUAUGGGAACACGGCCGCAAAGGGAGCUCACAGCAUUAAACAGCCACAACAUACAGAAGAGGAAAUGCAACACAGCCACCUGUGUGACCCAAAGGCUGGCAGAUUUCCUGGUCCGCUCCAGUAACACUAUUGGUACAGUCUACGCACCAACUAAUGUGGGAUCUGCCGCCUACGGCAAGAGGGACCAACUGCAGCCUCCCAACUACCUGCCUCUCUAGUAUCCACUGUGAAAACUCCACCAGCACUCCCGGUGCUCUGAAGAUAUAACCAGACAUCUUGUGUAACAUCAACUGUACAAACAGUGUUUAUAAUUAUGAAACUGACAGUUAUGGCGAUGAUUAUGAACCAAGUAUUCUUCUUUAUUUGAUGAACUUUAUAAACAGUGCCUUUUGUUUAAACCAUUGAAGUCAUUGUAUGUUUUUUCUUGUGUCAUGACUUUGUUAAAGCUGUUCCAUAAUGGCAUGAUGUGAAUAUAAAAAAAAUCAUUAAAGUAAUUAGUAACACAAUGAAUAAAAGAAAACAAAUGUAAAGACAGAUGAAAAAUAUGCCAUCAUCUAUUUUGUUUACAAUAAAAUUCCUAAAAUAUA
This is a messenger RNA of Sphaeramia orbicularis (orbiculate cardinalfish), 1028 nucleotides long. It is a transcript of the gene iapp, whose product is annotated as islet amyloid polypeptide. Bases 264 to 659 code for a protein of 131 amino acids. Gene Ontology annotation, cellular component: extracellular region. The record is from RefSeq and is a predicted model, not a curated record. The transcript is spliced from 4 exons. Lineage: Eukaryota; Metazoa; Chordata; Actinopteri; Kurtiformes; Apogonidae. Gene Ontology annotation, molecular function: hormone activity.